AUGUCCCUUCCUUUGCUUUGUCUCUUCUUAAUCCAGCAAUUAUUGCUUACAUUAGGGGAAAUGACUCAUCAGAGCUGUUCUGACUACUGGGAACCCAGCACCUAUAUGAAAGCUGACAUAAUCAUAGGUGCAUUUAUCCCUAUUUACAUCACACUAGAAAUAUCAGAAGCAAACAAGAUAACAUUUGAGAAAAAACCGGAUCCAGUAGAAAUCCCUUUAGAGAGAUGGAAAAACUAUCAAUAUUUGCUGUCCUUAUACUUUGCUUUUGAGGAGAUCAAUAAAGAUAUCCAUCUGCUUCCCAAUGUGACCUUGGGUUUCCACCUCUACAAUGCCUUUAACUCUCACAGAGCCUUAGAGGGUCCUCUGAUGUGGCUGUCUGGAAGGAAUGAGUUUAUUCCUAACUACAAAUGCAAAACUCAACACAAAGCUCUUGCAAUCAUUACAGGAAUCAGACCUGAAUUUUCUGCUGCAGUUGGAACACUUUUGGAGGUCUACAAAGUUCCACAAGUCACAUGUGGAACUUUUGAUUCUGUGCUAAGUAACAAAGAUAUAUACCCAUCCUUGUACCAGACAUCUCCUAAAGACACAGCUCUGAGCCAAGGGGUGAUCUCUUUAUUAGAGCACUUUGACUGGAGGUGGGUGGGGCUCUUUGUGGCUGAUGAUCUGAAAGGGAAGGAGUUCCUCUCUGACAUGAAAGCAGAGAUUACAUCAGAAGGUAUCUGUGUGGCUUUUACAGAAAACCUCCAGACUAAUUGGAAAAUUCAUCUAAUGUCUGGAGUUGGAUUGGUGAAUUUGAAAAAACACACACAAGUAAAUGUGUAUGUAUUCUAUGGUGAUAUAGACGACUUGCUGUUUUACUUCCUAAACAAUGAAAUCAUGUUAAUCAGAAACAAGGUGUGGAUAAUGGCCAAGGCUAAUUUAGUUUAUUUAGAGUCUGUGUUAUAUGAGUCGAAAGAUUUGAUGAACUUUUUUGAAGGAAGCUUCUCAUUUUCAAAGAAUAUAAAUAUCCCUGGCUUCAAGCACUUUCUUGAGGCACUUACACCCUCCCAGUAUCCAGGAGAUCUUUACUUCCAUAAAUUCUGGCUGGACAAUUUUCACUGUUCUCCUCCUCCUUUGCUGUGUGGAAAUAGUAAACCCUGCCCACUGAAUACAUCCCUGAAGACUAAGCAAGAAAAAGAUUUAAUGAUCACUUCUGAGUCCAGUGUUUCCAUAUGGAAUGCAGUGUAUGCAAUGGCCCAUGCCCUCCAUGAAAUGCUUUUGAGAAAAACAGAAAUAGCAUCUCAGAAAGAUGCAAACCAGGACAGGCUUCUACCUUGGCAGCUUCAACCAUUUCUGAGGAAAAUCCAAUUUACAAACACUGCCGGAGACCAGAUAAGCUUUGAUAAGAAUAAGAAUCAUAUGGCAAAGUAUGAUAUAACAAACAUUAUGGAGUACACUAGUCAUUAUUCAUGUCUAGUUAAAGUAGGAGAGUUUGUCUCCAAGAGUCCACAAGAUCACAACUUGUUCAUCAAUGAGGUUCUCAUCAAAUGGCCAAGCAACUUCAAUCAGACACCUCAAUCUGUAUGUACACAGAGCUGUGGUCCAGGUUUCUGGAAACUUGUAGAAGAAGGAAGACCUGCCUGCUGUUUUUCUUGUGUGUUUUGUCCAGAGAGGCACAUUUCCAACCAGACAGAUCAGCAAGAGUGUAUCCCUUGCCCAAUUCAAGAGUACCCAAACCCUGAGAGAAACAACUGCCUUCCCAAGUCAGUGACAUUCCUGUCCUUGGAGGAUUCUCUGGGCAUGACUCUGGUCUGCACAGCUCUGUGCUUCUCUGUCAGCACAGCUGUAGUUUUGGGGAUCUUCCUCAAGCAUCAAGACUCACCCAUCGUUAAGGCCAAUAACAGGACUCUCAGCUUCAUCCUGCUCAUCUCCCUCCUCCUCUGCUUCCUGUGCUCCUUUCUCUUCAUUGGCCAGCCAAGCACAGCCUCCUGCAUAUUGCAACCAAUCACAUUUGCACUCACAUUCACUCUGACUCUUUCCACUGUUUUGGCCAAAAGUAUAACUGUAAUUCUGGCCUUUAGCCUCGUAAAACCAGGGAGAACAAUGAGAAGACUGUUUGUCUCUGGCAUCUAUAACUCUGUCAUCCCCUUGUGUGUCCUGAUCCAGCUUACUCUCCUGGGAGUCUGGAUGGGAACCUCACCUCCCUAUGUUGAAGCAGGUGCACACUCUGCAUAUAGUUACAUCAUUAUUUUGUGCAACAAGGGCUCAGUCACCUCUUUCUACUGUGUGCUGGCAUACUUGGGGAUCCUGGCCCUGGGGAGCUUCACUGUGGCUUUCCUGGGUAGGGAUCUGCCUGACACAUUCAAUGAAGCCAAGUUGCUGACAUUCAGCAUGCUGGUGUUCUGCAGUGUCUGGGUCACCUUCCUCCCUGUCUACCACAGCACCAAGGACAAAGCUAUGGUGGCUGUGGAGGUCUUCUCCAUCUUGUCCUCAAGUGCAGGGCUGCUAGGGUGCAUCUUUUUCCCAAAAUGCUACAUAAUUCUUCUAAGACCUGAUAAGAACUCUUUGAAAUGUUUUAAGAACAAAUCAUAA
This is a messenger RNA of Phodopus roborovskii (desert hamster), 2571 nucleotides long. Its product is annotated as vomeronasal type-2 receptor 26-like. Bases 1 to 2571 code for a protein of 856 amino acids. The record is from RefSeq and is a predicted model, not a curated record. NCBI's taxonomy places the organism in Eukaryota, Metazoa, Chordata, Mammalia, Rodentia, Cricetidae. Gene Ontology annotation, biological process: G protein-coupled receptor signaling pathway. Gene Ontology annotation, cellular component: membrane. The transcript is spliced from 6 exons. Gene Ontology annotation, molecular function: G protein-coupled receptor activity.